CGUACUAGUCUAAAAACACGGAAGUUCCGAGCGAGAAGAAGAAAGCCUCUUAAUCCCAUAUUUACAUCUUCUUUGGGCUUUGUUUUGUUAUUUUUGCGGCUUUCUCGUCCUCCGCAUAAUGAUAAUCGUUUUGUCAAUGUUUUUGUAGCGAGUAGCCUACACUGUUAAGCAAGCUGUCCAUAGUAAACUAAAGAUGCCAGCUCGUAGCGUUGUGAACGGCGCUCCUGCCAGUAAAGUCAAGUACUCCAGAUUAGCCACUCAUGACGACGGGUACAUUGAUUUACAGUUCAAAAGAAGUCCACCCAAAGUCCCGUACAAAGCCAUAGCACUCGCCGCAGUCCUCUUCUUAAUCGGCUCUCUGUUAAUUGUCAUCGGUUCUCUUCUCCUGGCUGGAUAUUUUGGAGUGACCCACUCCGAAAGCACCAUUCCAGUCCUGGUCAUAGGAGUCCUGGUUUUUCUCCCUGGAAUUUACCACCUGCGAAUAGCUUAUUAUGCAUCCAAAGGAUACCCAGGAUACUCCUAUGAUGAUAUCCCAGACUUUGACGACUAAAUGCUUUGUUUCUUGAAGCUUAAGGAAGUCCUCAAAUUUCCGACAUGCAUCCCUCAGCGAAGGAUGUCAUUUUAGUACAGUGAUUGUCUUUUUUCCUUAACCUGAGUGUUCAUAUUAUUCCCUUGAUGAUAUGAAGCAAAUAUAGUCUAAUUAUAAUAGUUUUGUUUCUCAGUAAAUAAAUACAGCUGCAAUUUCU
Syngnathus typhle (broad-nosed pipefish) is the source of this 746-nucleotide messenger RNA. It is a transcript of the gene tmem230b, whose product is annotated as transmembrane protein 230b. NCBI's taxonomy places the organism in Eukaryota, Metazoa, Chordata, Actinopteri, Syngnathiformes, Syngnathidae. The record is from RefSeq and is a predicted model, not a curated record. The coding region runs from base 194 to 550 and encodes 118 amino acids. The transcript is spliced from 3 exons. Gene Ontology annotation, cellular component: synaptic vesicle; endomembrane system. Gene Ontology annotation, biological process: synaptic vesicle transport.